AUGUGCACAGACUCUUCUCACUCCUUCAGGCUGCCUGACUGCGGCCCUCAAGACGCGUCUCCCAAAAAGCAAGACGCUCUGUCAGAGAACGACCUUCAGACUGCUCAGUGGGCGUGGGCGCACCCGUUUUGUAUGGCCUGUCGCACAGGCAGAAAAGAAGUCGAGCUUCCAUGCCUCGGCGGGUGUGAACCCAACCUCAGUCAGGGAGACGGAGGAGAGACGAGUGGAGGAGAAGGCGGAAGAGGAGGACGAGAAGGUAGCUGGUGCACACCAUGAAAGGACUGGUGCACACCAUGAAAAGACUGUUUAAACAAGCGCACGAUAUCCCACUGGCAUGCAUGCUCUGCCAUUGUGUUAAUGAACUCUGAACCGCCUCGCUGCAAACUGUGCAAUUACGGAAAAAUACAAAUUCGCUUACGGGACUCUGUCAUGGGGCAAUGCCCUCGCUUACAAAGUCGUUCCGACAUCACAAUAUCCACACGAUACGCUACAUUGCAUGAUC
Molecule: messenger RNA, 502 nt
Organism: Prorocentrum cordatum
Lineage: Eukaryota; Dinophyceae; Prorocentrales; Prorocentraceae
Source: the annotation of a GenBank genome assembly